Messenger RNA from Dermacentor andersoni, 1327 nucleotides. RefSeq lists its product as uncharacterized. Lineage: Eukaryota; Metazoa; Arthropoda; Arachnida; Ixodida; Ixodidae. The record is from RefSeq and is a predicted model, not a curated record.
CUACACACCUCAUGCUGUGGUGUUGCUGGGGCAUAUAUCUUUUAAAGAAAAAGAGAUCAAAAGAGCAGUGCCCAAUUUCGAAUGCAUAAUACUGCCGCCGAGUAUCUUCAAAAUUCCACGAAGUGUCAAGGAUAAGUUGGGCCAUGCGCACACUUAUGUGGCGGCCGCAAGUAUGGCGACGUGCAUCAACAAAAAAGGAAUCGAUCCUCAGCCCGUCUACGCCGUUUCAGUCACCAUGAAAGGCCGCUGGUACACGCCCAAGGUGGACGAUGUGAACGAACGGAAUAUCGGCGCCUACGGUGUGUUCGAGCCGUGCGACAGGUUCAGCGGAUACGCGGUUCCUCAUAUUAUCUGCAAUAAAGUACAAUCGCAAUAUCGGAGAAACCUAGAGUUCAACGAUACAGGUCUAUUUAUGCAGACUUACGAUAAGCUACCUCGGAAUAAGCGGACCCUCGUCUUUGACAGUUCGGUUACCCAACUGAGAAAGAUCUGUGACGCCAGGUACAAAGACAAGAAGGUUGCCUACACCAUUGCAGCGUACGACGUUAACUACGAUUAUGCUCCCUCGUUGUGCCCGCUGGAGGUUCCAGGCCUAUUCAACAGAACGAAGAGCUACAAGAAGGUCAACCAAUUUCUCGCACACUUCAAUGGCACACACAAAGCAGACUGCCUUGACAUUAUUAAAGGAUAACGCCCUACACAUACCUCAUCUGUAUAUUACGUUAUAAGGCGUGCUUAGGUACAUCCUAUAUGAAUUAAUGUUUGAGGGAAAAGCUGGGGUAACUAGCAUUGCGAUCUUUUUUUUUAUGUGCGUUUCCGUCACUGAUGUAUGAUGUAGCACAAAAGGGAGAAGCAUAUUUCGCACCACAAUAAAACGUUGAUAGCGCAAAUGUUGUUCGCAAUAGGCGUUCUUGCUAUAUAAUAGAACAUUCAGUCAUUCCGCUAGAAACGAUAUACAGGUGAGGGAAGGGUAAUUCAUGGCGAUCUUAUCACUUCACUUUUAUUUUUACGGGAACAUGGUGCUUCGUUUCGCGACAGUAAAAAAUGACCUCCUAUUUAACCUAACAAUUUGUCUUACACUUUACAACGACUACACGUGACCUAUUUGUUAAAAGACAUGGAUGCAUCGCAUUUGCAGCAAGCUUAUUGGCUGUAUGGAAACUUGGAUUUAAAACUCUGCGGCAAGAUAGUGCGGUUGCUCUUACUGCGUGGAAACUUUGAUAAAAUGAAGCUGGAAAUAAUACCCACAGAAUGUCUCUGUGCAGUACAUUCUCUGUUGUGUGAACAACGGUUUACCAAAUAUUUAGGAAUAAUAAAAUUUCAGAAA